This is a messenger RNA of Sphenostylis stenocarpa, 666 nucleotides long. NCBI's taxonomy places the organism in Eukaryota, Viridiplantae, Streptophyta, Magnoliopsida, Fabales, Fabaceae. The record is from the annotation of a GenBank genome assembly.
AUGGAAACUCAACACCAACAACCCUCCACCAAGUCUAGGUUCAGACGCAUCUGUGUUUACUGCGGUAGCAGCCCUGGCAAAAGCCCCAGCUACCAGCUCGCUGCUGUUCAACUAGGAAAACAACUGGUGGAGAGGAAGAUUGACUUGGUUUAUGGAGGAGGAAGCAUAGGAUUGAUGGGGCUAAUCUCACAAGUUGUAUACGAUGGUGGACGCCACGUGUUAGGGGUCAUUCCAAAGACACUUAAUGCAAGAGAGAUCACCGGAGAGAGUGUCGGAGAAGUGAGAGCCGUAUCGGGCAUGCACCAACGCAAGGCAGAGAUGGCCCGACAAGCCGAUGCAUUCAUUGCACUGCCAGGUGGAUAUGGCACCCUUGAAGAACUGUUGGAAAUUAUCACCUGGGCUCAGCUAGGUAUCCAUGAUAAACCGGUGGGGUUGCUGAACGUGGAUGGGUACUACAACUCGCUGCUGGCAUUCAUGGACAAAGCUGUGGACGAAGGUUUCGUAACACCUGCUGCCCGUCACAUUAUUGUUUCUGCCCAAACUGCCCAAGACCUCAUGUGCAAACUUGAGGAAUAUGUCCCCGAGCACUCUGGCGUGGCCCCCAAGCUAAGUUGGGAGAUGGAGCAACAGUUAGUUAACACUGCAAAGUCAGACAUAUCCCGUUGA